Messenger RNA from Hipposideros armiger (great roundleaf bat), 2293 nucleotides. RefSeq names its product aspartoacylase (gene ASPA). The coding region runs from base 149 to 1090 and encodes 313 amino acids. The transcript is spliced from 7 exons. The record is from RefSeq and is a predicted model, not a curated record. Gene Ontology annotation, cellular component: cytosol. NCBI's taxonomy places the organism in Eukaryota, Metazoa, Chordata, Mammalia, Chiroptera, Hipposideridae. Gene Ontology annotation, molecular function: hydrolase activity, acting on carbon-nitrogen (but not peptide) bonds, in linear amides; hydrolase activity, acting on ester bonds.
UUUUGGAAGUUAACUUGGUAUAAGAGGAUGAAAAGCCGCUGUUGUUCUAGUUCUAAGGAAAUGCUUUCCUUUUUUUCUAAUAAAGCUUUCCACAGAAGACAAUCACUGUGCACAAUAAACAAGACAUCAGAUAAAACUAUUAGAUAAAAUGACGUCUUGUCACGUUUUUGAAGAUCCUAUAAAAAAGGUUGCUAUCUUUGGAGGAACUCAUGGGAAUGAGCUAACAGGAGUAUAUUUAGUUAAGCACUGGCUGGAGAAUGGCGCUGAAAUUCAGAGAACAGGGAUAGAGGUGAAACCAUUUAUCACCAACCCAAGAGCAGUGAAGAAGUGUACCAGAUAUAUUGACUGUGACCUGAAUCGAGUUUUUGACCCUGAAAAUCUUAGCAAAAAAAUGUCAGAGGAUUUGCCAUAUGAAGUGAGAAGGGCUCAAGAAAUAAAUCACUUAUUUGGCCCAAAAGAUAGUGAAGAUUCCUAUGACAUUAUUUUUGACCUUCACAACACUACUUCUAAUAUGGGGUGUACUCUUAUUCUUGAAGAUUCCAGGAAUGACUUUUUAAUUCAGAUGUUUCAUUAUAUUCAGACUUCUUUAGCUCCAUUCCCCUGCUAUGUUUAUCUCAUUGAGCAUCCUUCACUCAAAUAUGCAACCACUCGUUCUAUAGCCAAGUAUCCUGUCGGUAUAGAAGUUGGUCCCCAGCCUCAAGGGAUUCUGAGAGCUGAUAUUUUGAAUCAAAUGAGAAAAAUAAUUAAACAUGCUCUUGAUUUUAUACAUAAUUUCAAUAAAGGAAAAGAAUUUCCUCCUUGUACUAUUGAAGUCUAUAAAAUAAUGGAAAAAGUUGAUUAUCCCAGGAAUGAAAGUGGAGAAAUUACUGCUAUUAUCCACCCGAAUCUGCAGGAUCAAGACUGGAAACCAUUGCGCCCUGGGGAUCCUGUGUUUGUAACUCUUGAUGGAGAGGUCAUUCCAUUGGGCGGAGACUGUACCGUGUACCCCGUAUUUGUAAAUGAGGCCGCAUAUUAUGAAAAGAAAGAAGCUUUCGCAAAGACGACUAAACUAACACUCACUGCAAAAAGUCUUCGCUCCUCUUUACAUUAGAAAGCACUUCUAGUUCACUUGUUACACAGUGUCUUGAAAAACUACUAGCUUGUAAGCCCCCAAAGGGCAGGACUGUGCCUUAUUCAUCUUUGUUCAUAUCCAUAGUACCUGGUGCCUUGCACAUAGUAGGCAUAGUGCUUUGCACAUAGUAAGCAUUCAGGCAUUUUUUUUAAUGAAUUAAUAAAUUAAUGAGUAUAUUUCAAAGGUAUCAUAAUGUGUAUAUAGCUUAUUCAAAGAAGUGCAUUUCUUACUUCUGGAUAGCUUUUGAUACAUUAUACUUUGAUAGUUUAACAUUCUUAAUAAGUAGUCUUUCAAUUCAAAUUUUAGAAUUGAACUAGAUACUAUAUACAAAAAGUUCUAAACUUGAGCAUAGAAUUAAAUGUAUGUUUUCAAGUAAUGCAUAAUGCUACUAGAAACCAAUGGCGCAGACUGGCGAUUUAAAAUUUUUUCUUAUUUGACUAAAUGAUAAUGUAUUAAGUAUCCAGCCUAUAAACUUUAGCAAGAGUUAUGAUAGCCGUAGGAGAUUUUUAAAUGCUCUUUUAAGGAUGAAAUGUGAACGAGAAAUGAGGGCCAAUUGUAAAAGUGACAUUGUGAAUAAAUCAAAACCUCUGAAUGGUCCUUUGUCCACAACAGACACUAACCCACACAAAGCAUCGCUGCUGCUCUGGCAUGUCCACUUGUUCUGCGCUGACCUCAGAGAUCUGAGAGCCUCCUUCAGACGUUUCGUGUGCCCCUUGAGAAGCUAACAUUCCUUCCCAACUUGGGAAAGUUGGAAGGGGCGUAUUCCUCACCGCUGUCACUUCUCCUUUUGAAAGAACACACUUGUCCUCAUUCCCAACCAACAUGUGAGAAAGCCCUUGGGCUCCCACAGAAUAGGUGGUGAGGACAGAAGUAGCAGACAGCAGUGGACGACACUAGUGGAAAUGUGACCCAGACCCAUGUCUCUGGUUCGCAAAUGCAUCCUUUCAAGAAAUUGUCCAUGUCCUAAAAGCCCACAUCCCUCACCUCCCAUGAUUCUUCUCCUUAAAGGUCCUUGGGCUGAAAUGCUGCCUCCCUCCCCCUCUAGCCCCUACAUGGGCCUCCCCUCUGCCCUCCCUUAAGUCAUGCAGUCAAGUAAAGAACAUUUUUAUCCCAUGAUUUGGACCCCAAGGAACCCAUGUUUAUGGUUUUAAAUGUCUUUACCAAAAUCAUAAUAACAUCAUC